GGUCAGAGCCACCGGCCACGUCACGUUUUAAUAAGCUAUCUAACCUGACCUAACCUUUUCCGUUAUUUUGUUUGUUUACAUCUAUCUCAGCUAGUGUCCUAAAGAUAGCUGUCUAAUUUGCGCCUACCCUUUUUUGUUUUGUUUAUAAAUCAUAGUUUAAGUUAUCAAGUAAGUGCUAAAAUCAAGGAGAUAUGGGCAAGCACGAAGUGGGUACGCCCAAGUACAUCGCCAACAAGAUCAAAGCAAAAGGUCUGCAGAAGCUGAGAUGGUAUUGUCAGAUGUGCCAAAAGCAAUGCCGAGACGAGAAUGGCUUCAAGUGCCACACAAUGUCGGAAUCGCACCACAGACAGCUGUUGCUUUUUGCUGACAACGCCAAUAAGUACAUGGACCAAUUCUCCAAAGAGUUCUCCAGUGGCUAUCUCCACCUUCUGAAGCGACAGUUUGGCACCAAGAGAGUACCAGCCAACAGAGUUUACCAGGAUUACAUUGCUGACAGACAACAUGUGCACAUGAAUGCCACCCAAUGGUUGACACUGACUGCAUAUGUCAAAUGGCUAGGCAGAACUGGCAAGUGUGUUGUGGACGAGACAGAGAAAGGAUGGUACAUAACAUACAUAGACAGAGAUCCCGAUGCCAUAGCUGCUUUAGAGAAGAAGGAGAAGAAAGAAAAGAUGGACAAGGAUGACGAAGAGCGGAUGCUGGAAUUUAUCCAGAAGCAGGUGAAAAAGGGAAAAACAAGUGAGGAAAAUGGAGAGGAGGAGGAGGAACUUAGGCCACUCGAGAGGCCAGAGGAUGAUGCUCCCUUGAAGCUUGACAUCAAGAUGAAACCCAAAAAAAUUGUGCCAAUGUUGUUCGUCAAACCUUUGCUCGAUGGUAAACAUGGCUUGGAUAAGAGUAAAAGUUCUAAAAGAAAGUCUAUAAAAAGUGAAGAGGAAUCUCACAAGAAAAUUAAAAAAGAAAAAAACGAUAGUGAAGAAGAUGAAAAAGCAGUUGGUAAAGACAAAGGCUGGUUGGUGGUUGGUAUAUCCGUCAAAGUAGUGACUAAAUCACUGGGAGAAAAGUACCACAAGGCAAAAGGCACAGUUGAGGAAAUAGUUGACCCAGAUGGCUUUGUUGGCAAAGUCAAACUUAAAUCCCCGGAUGAGGUGAAAGGAAACUUAAUUAAAAUAGAUCAGGAGCAUCUAGAGACCGUCAUUCCAGCAUUGGAUGGCCAAGUUAUGAUAUUAAAGGGAAAAUACAGGAGCAAAGUAGGAGUUUUGAAGAAAGUAAGGAUAGAUGACUUUUGUGCGGAUAUUGAACUUGAGAAUGGUGAGAAAUUAUUAAAAAGAGUUCCUUACGAAGAAUUUUGCAAAUAUGUUCUCUAAAUCUUUGUGUAGUAUAGUUGAUAUUGUUUGUACGCUUG
Molecule: messenger RNA, 1402 nt
Organism: Copidosoma floridanum
Lineage: Eukaryota; Metazoa; Arthropoda; Insecta; Hymenoptera; Encyrtidae
Gene: kin17
Product: kin17 DNA and RNA binding protein
Biological process (GO): DNA damage response; DNA replication
Cellular component (GO): nucleus
Molecular function (GO): double-stranded DNA binding
Source: RefSeq, a predicted model, not a curated record